GCCGCUGGGAACGGGCUCUGCAGAGGGAGCGGGAGCCGGGCGCGGCAGCGGCGGGCGGAGGGAGGAAGUGAAGCGUAAUUUGAGGAAGAUGGAUGAGUCCGGAGGGCGACACCCCCAGCCCGCCCGCUCGCCCGCCCCCUCCCUCCUUAUGAGAGAGAGGGAGCGCGGCACCGGAGCCACACUGCGCCGAGCCCGCGCCCCGCCGCCACCUCGGCCCGGGAGCCAGGGAGCGAGCCCUGCGUGUCCGCGUGGGGCGCCCGAGCCGUGGGGCGCCCGGCGGCGCCCGGAGGGGAGCGCCCCGGGGCAGCCACAGCUCCGGGCACGAUGCAAAGAGCCGGUGGCGGCGGCGCCCCCGGGGGCAGCGGCGGGGGCCCGGGCACUGCCUUCUCCAUCGACUCCCUGAUCGGGCCGCCGCCGCCGCGCUCCGGCCACUUGCUCUACACUGGCUACCCUAUGUUCAUGCCCUAUCGGCCGCUCGUGCUGCCGCAGGCGCUGGCCCCCGCGCCGCUGCCAGCCGGCCUCCCGCCCCUCGCCCCGCUAGCCUCCUUUGCUGGACGCCUUACCAACACCUUCUGCACGGGUCUGGGCCAAGCCGUGCCCUCGAUGGUGGCUCUGACCACCGCGCUGCCCAGCUUCGCGGAGCCGCCUGACGCCUUCUACGGGCCCUCGGAGCUCGCCACCGCUGCCGCCGCCGCCGCCGCCACUGCCGCCCGAAACAACCCCGAGCAGGGCAGCCGACGCCCGGAGGGCGGGUUGGAAGCCGAGGAGCUGCUGCCGGCCCGGGAGAAAGUGGCAGAGCCCCCACCGCCCCCGCCUCCACACUUCUCAGAGACUUUCCCAAGUCUGCCCGCAGAGGGGAAGGUGUACAGCUCAGAUGAGGAGAAGCUGGAGGCACCAUCAGGAGACCCAGCAGGCAGCGAACAGGAGGAAGAGGGCUCGGGCGGUGACAGCGAGGACGACGGUUUCCUGGACAGUUCUACAGGGGGAUCGGGGGCUCUUCUGGGACCUAAACCGAAGCUAAAGGGAAGCCUGGGGACUGGAGCUGAGGAGGGGGCACCAGUGGCAACAGGGGUCACAGCUCCUGGGGGGAAAAGCCGAAGGCGCCGCACAGCAUUUACCAGUGAGCAGCUUUUGGAAUUGGAGAAGGAGUUUCAUUGCAAGAAAUACCUGAGCUUGACAGAGCGUUCCCAGAUCGCCCACGCCCUCAAGCUCAGUGAGGUGCAGGUCAAGAUCUGGUUUCAGAAUCGACGGGCCAAGUGGAAGCGCAUCAAAGCUGGCAAUGUGAGCAGCCGUUCUGGGGAGCCUGUAAGAAACCCCAAGAUUGUUGUGCCCAUCCCUGUGCAUGUCAACAGGUUUGCUGUGCGGAGCCAGCACCAGCAAAUGGAGCAGGGAGCCCGGCCCUGAGUGGGCUCCCAAGGACGUAGGAAGGCAAAGGGUCUGUACCUGAGUCUGCUCUGAGACCGGCUUAGGGUUCUGUAGACCAGAGGGGCUACAUCUGUGAUUCUGCUCUGGGAGAGGGGCUCAGCUACCAGUUAACUUAGCCCUAGGUGUGCCCCCCAGACCCCCCUCCCAAACUUGAGAUGUAGGCACUUGGCCCUGAGCUUAUUCCAGAAACCUUCAGGACUAGGGGCUUCAGGGUUAAAGGGGCUUGGGUUCUAAUUGCUGAGGAGCUGUUGGGACUGAAGCGGACUCCUGGGGAGGGGAUGGGGAUACAUAAUGCCUUGGGCCUGAACGGUUCUGUGGCUAAUCCCCUGAAACAGCUUGAUGAGUGUGGAGGAAUCCAGGGUGAUACCCAGCCAAGUAGGUCACAGCUCCUUAUUUAUUUUGUGUAAAGUUUGUAUAUAUGGAGCUAUCUGUCUCUGUCUGCACCCCUGAGAGGGAUUGGGAAAGUUCUGUUUCCUCAAUCUUCAGCCACAGUUUGUUCCAUCCUACUGCUCUGGGGUGGGACCAUCUUGCCUCUCUAGUACACGGACAUGCAAAGAAAUGAAAUGGAAGUCACUAGCCUCAGUAGGAAUUCUUCAGCAAUCCCUUCUCCCCCCAUGUAAACUACCUCCACUCCUGUGCAUUUCCACUUGGUACUGCCCACUGCUCCUGCCUGUAUGCCUCAUGCUCCUAACAUGCCACUUCUGCUCCCUCUGCCCAUUAA
Messenger RNA from Cynocephalus volans (Philippine flying lemur), 2146 nucleotides. RefSeq names its product gastrulation brain homeobox 1 (gene GBX1). Gene Ontology annotation, cellular component: nucleus. The record is from RefSeq and is a predicted model, not a curated record. Lineage: Eukaryota; Metazoa; Chordata; Mammalia; Dermoptera; Cynocephalidae. The transcript is spliced from 2 exons. The coding region runs from base 325 to 1404 and encodes 359 amino acids. Gene Ontology annotation, biological process: regulation of transcription by RNA polymerase II; regulation of nervous system development. Gene Ontology annotation, molecular function: DNA-binding transcription factor activity, RNA polymerase II-specific; RNA polymerase II transcription regulatory region sequence-specific DNA binding.